Molecule: messenger RNA, 1350 nt
Organism: Nilaparvata lugens (brown planthopper)
Lineage: Eukaryota; Metazoa; Arthropoda; Insecta; Hemiptera; Delphacidae
Product: noggin-2-like
Exons: 2
Coding region: 348-1124 (258 amino acids)
Biological process (GO): osteoblast differentiation; negative regulation of BMP signaling pathway; dorsal/ventral pattern formation
Source: RefSeq, a predicted model, not a curated record
CCACAGUAAUGUACUCGUGCUGGUCCUGAUCGCACAACAGGCCUACCGAAAGCGAAGCAGCCAUCAGCCAUUCGUUUCGUGUGCGUGUGUGUUGUGACAGUGACAGUCUGCCAACACUCUAACCAAAACAAUAACACCAACAUCAGCCGACCAGUGCAUCGCUAUUUUUCUAGUUGCGUGUGUCAGUUAGUGCGUCGAUGGAUGCUCCCCCGUGAUCAGGGUGACAGUGGUUAGAAGAGGAGGAAAACGACACCCGAACCGGUGAGAGGUGGUGACCUGGAAGUCAUGGAAUUCAGCACCCUGUCACGUCUGCGCCAAUGCUGUCAAAAAGUUAAUACGUCCUAAAGAUGGAUGGUUGCGCGUGCGUGCUGCUAGUGACGGGCGUCCUGGUGACAACGCUGGCCGAGCACCUGCACACGCACCCGCACCCGCAGCCUCACCAGCAGCCGCGUGUGUCGCCGUCCGAAGCCGGACUGAGGCCUGUGGCCGCACUCAGCGACGACCUGCCGCCGCUCGACCUCCUCGAGUCACCCAACCGCAUGCACGACCCGAGACCCACCGAGCUCAACUCGACCGCUCUCUCGAUCAAGCUAGGCCGCAAUCUGGACCCCGCCUUCAUGAGCAUCACCCGUCCGGCCGACGCCGGUCGCAUCGUCGACUCCAAUCGCUUCCUCUACCGCCGCAAUCGGCGCGGACGGCUCGUGCCCGUCGGCGACAUUCCCAAGCACCUCCGUGACAUGGAUUUCAAGUUCCUCAGGCUGCCCGACGGCUCCAAACUCCGCACUCGCGUCUCCCCCAAACUCAAAAAGAAACUACAACAAUUUCUGUGGGCGUUCACCGCUUGCCCGAUCGCCUACAAGUGGAAAGACUUGGGUGUGCGCUUCUGGCCGCGCUGGCUGAAAGAAGGACACUGUCCCGCGGGCAAGACGUCGUGCUCAGUGCCUCCGGGCAUGAAGUGUCGGCCGUCAGCCACCCUCCGCAAGACUGUCCUGCGCUGGCAUUGUCGCAGCCCCGUCUUUGACAACUCGGCCCUGCAGCCUGAGCAGAGGCACUGCCACUGGAUAAAGGUCGAGUACCCCAUCAUCACUCAGUGCGCGUGUGCGUGUCCUCACACCUAUUCAUGACUCCAGUCAUCCCUCUCACUCAACCACGGGGCACAUGAGCAGUUCACUCAAGCUUCUCCCCAUGUACGAGCAUGAACUACGUCACUAGUCAUUAACCAUGUAUUAGUGAUGUCAAAUUGCAGUUCACACUGCUCUUCCACAGAUUUGAACAUAAACUGUGAAUUCACUAAAAAACAAUAUAAACGUCUGUGAUCCGAGCAAAUACAAGUUCCGAGCAGAGCAUUGA